UGUGCCUGUCAGAGUCACUGGCGGCAGUGGCGGCUGUCGGGGCCGGGGUGUCAGUCAGCGAGAGGAGGGGGAAGAUGGCUCUCUCGGACCCGUUCUGCUAGGAGGAAGAGGGGCAGGUGGCGCGGCCCGGCCGAGCGAGCGGAGCAACAGCGGGCGUCGUGGUCGCGCGGGGAGGCGGCGCGGCGGGGGCUCGGGAGCUUCUCUGGUUGAAGGUUUGGAACAGAUGUGGAAAGAUGUUUACUACAGAGAAAGGGGUUGUGGAAGAAUGGUUGUCAGAGUUUAAGACACUACGAGAAACAUCUUUACCAAAUUAUGCCACAAAUUUGAAAGACAGAAGUUCUUUAGUUUCAUCUCUCUAUAAAGUUAUCCAGGAGCCACAAAGUGAGUUGCUAGAGCCUGUCUGUCACCAGCUCUUCGAGUUCUAUCGCAGUGGAGAGGAGCAGCUGCUGCGGUUUACUCUGCAGUUCCUUCCAGAACUGAUCUGGUGCUACCUUGCCAUCUCCACCAGCAGAAACGUGCAUAGCAGUGGCUGCAUUGAAGCUCUUCUUUUAGGGGUUUACAACUUGGAAAUAGUUGACAGACAGGGACAUAGCAAAGUAUUGAGUUUUACGAUUCCAUCUUUAUCUAAACCAUCUGUAUAUCAUGAACCUUCCAGCAUUGGGUCCAUGGCUCUGACUGAGAGUGCACUAUCCCAGCAUGGUUUAUCAAAAGUCAUGUACAGUGGACCCCAUCCUCAAAGGGAGAUGCUGACAGCACAGAACAGGUUUGAAGUGUUGACAUUCCUUUUGUUGUGUUACAAUGCUGCCUUAACCUAUAUGCCCAGUGUUUCUCUUCAAUCACUGUGUCAAAUUUGUUCAAGAAUCUGUGUUUGUGGAUAUCCUCGACAACACGUAAGGAAGUACAAAGGCGUAAGUAGCAGGAUUCCAGUUUCAUCGGGAUUCAUGGUGCAGAUGUUAACAGGAAUUUAUUUUGCCUUAUACAGUGGAGAAUGGGAGCUAGCCCAGAAAGCAUUGGAUGACAUUAUAUACAGAGCCCAGCUAGAAUUAUAUCCAGAGCCACUUCUGGUUGCUAAUGCAAUAAAGGCUUCAUUGCCUCCUAGUGCCAUGAAAUCUAGUAAGGAAGGUACACGGUGUAUUCAAGUUGAAAUCACACCAACUUCCUCUAGAAUAUCAAGAAACGCAGUGACCAGCAUGUCAAUAAGAGGUCACAGAUGGAAAAGACAUGGAGAUACAGAAUUAACAGGUCAAGAAGAACUGAUGGACAUAUCUGAAGUUGACGAGGGAUUUUAUUCCAGGGCUGCGUCUAGCACCAGCCAGUCAGGUUUAUCAAACAGUAGUCACAAUUGUAGUAACAAGACAAGUGUAGGAAGGAGCCAGAGACGGUCAGGAGGAAGCAGAACUGGAGGAAAAGAGAGAGAAACUGCAGGGGAAUCUUGCAAAGAUCACUUUGCUCGAAAACAAACGCAGAGAGCCCAAAGUGAGAACCUUGAGCUUCUCUCUUUGAAGAGACUGACUUUAACUACCAGCCAGUCCCUACCCAAACCUAGCAGCCACAGUUUGGCUAAGACUGCAGCGACUGUGUUUAGUAAGUCCUUUGAACAGGUCAGUGGUGUUACGGUCCCACAUAACACCUCUCCUGCCAUUGGCUGUGGGACUGAGGCAGAUGCCAAUAGGUUUUCUGCUUGUAGUCUCCAAGAAGAAAAGCUUAUUUAUGUGUCAGAAAGGACUGAACUUCCAGUGAAGUAUCAAGUAGGUCAGCAGAGACCACCUAGUAUUAGCAUCACUUUGUCCACAGAUUAACUUGUAACUUAUUUUUCUCCUUUAUCCAGUGAUCCUGGAAACAUUGCUUCUUUAUGAAAGUACCCAGGUCUUUCAUGCCUGGUCCUGACAGGAGCCCCAUGUCUUAAAUUCUGAAGUCUCCUUUGAUUAUGAAGGGAAUAGUGUCUAGUUUGCAGUAAGCUGAAAUAUGGUUUUAUUUCUUGGGUACCCUCCCCCCUUGAUUUGAGUUUUUUCUUCUUCCUUUUAACUUGUUGUUGUUGCUUUAAGAUUGUUAGUGUGACAAUUUUUUGCCAGUUGUCUAAUUGAGUUGGUUAUAUAUCAUUUGAGGUUGUGAGUUUGUUUUUGAUACCUCCUAUUUUAGUGGCUGUGUAUUUGCCCUGUGGAGUCAAAGGGAGUUUCUGUGUGAGAGGACUGGGCCCUAACCUGGGACAGAGGAGCAAGUCCAGGAACUCAGUAGUUGCCCUUCCAUGAAGCCAUGCUGACAAACGUGCAUGUGAGGAAACAAAGCAUGGAGGAUGAAAAGUGUCCGAUAAAUGUGCUUGUGAUCAGAUCAUCUUCGUGCAGAAGACAGCUUGUUCACAGCACUGCAAGUAGCCUGGCAUGACCUAUUUUACAAUUCCAAGGGAAAGUAGGAGAAUUUCUGUUGGUGUCUUUAGAACAUUUAAACAUCAAAACUGAGUUGUUGAUAACGUCCUUUUGAAGUGCUUGAUCUGGUGAAGCAGGUGAAAGUCCCUUGCAGUUUCUAAAGUGUAAUAGGUCAUAAAGCUGAUUGACUCUGUAACUCAACUUUAGAAAUCCUAGUUAGUUUGGAUUCUUAGAGUUCAGAGCACCCAUCAAUGAAGACUUCCUGGAAACCUUUGUAAAUUUUGCAACAUAGCUCUUAAGAUACCUGUAUCAACUGUGUAAUAGUGAAUUGUUUGUCUGAAAAUGAAGGAAAUUUCAUAAAAUUUUCUUGUACCAAAUGUAAUGAAAGAAAAUAAAGAUAGUGAAAUACGGACAAAGGACAUUUGUAUAUUAUCUUAGGGUUGCUUUAGUUUGUGUUCUUACAUUUAACAUAAGGAAAGAAUGAAAUGCAUUUCUUGUUUGUAAGCAGGUUUACUUUAAGUGUUCUUAUAGAUGUAGAAAGAAAAAUUCAGUUUACACCUCUUGCCAACUGAAAACUUAAAAUAGGAAAGGUAAGGCAAGCAAAUUUGUACGUAGCUCCGGGGAGCUCUGUGGCCUCUAGAUGGGCAUAAAGGCUUGGAAUUUGCUGGUGGUGGUCUCAGUGCGGUUGAGCUCCCUCUCAAGGAAGUGUACUUGAGUAAUAAUUUGGAAUGAGAGAGCAGGGCUAGUGGGGAAGGGCUAGGAAACGGUCCACUUCUUGAGCUCUUUCACUUUCUAGAUUUCCUUGUUCAUAGCCCCUAGCCGUAGCCCCAAGGAGAACAUGUUCAUGUUUUUCACAUGAAUUGCAUAGAUACAGCUCAAAUACUUGAGAAAUCUGUAUGUGUUGGGACUGUGAAAGCAUCUACACCUGGAAUACAAUUUUGACCAUACAUGCUUGCCUGCCACUGUAAACCUAAUUUUCCAAUCAUAAGCUAGUUUUCACUCAUUAGCCCUAAUACAAUACAUGUUUUAACAUAAAUGAAUUUGACAUUUUAAUUUUAGUAAUAGAAUAGACUAUUGGUGUAAAUUAUUGUCAAAAACUGUGAGGCACCAGACAGUGAAGGUUGAUAUUGGAUUAAUCUAGUAGUAAUCCUGUGUACAGUUGAAGAUAUUUGUAAAAUGUCACUGUGAAUUUCCUGUUGUCUUUUUGUAAUUCUUUAACAAAAAGUUUCCUAAUAAAAAAUGGUUACUAAUAGUAUUACUAUUAUUAAGAACUAAUGUAAAUGAUUGACAUUAAGCAAGCUGAGGUGUUUGCUUAAGCAUAGAAUAAGUUUAAAGAAACAUUAGCUGGCAUAAAUGAGAGAUAAGAUCUUAAAAUUCAAUUACUGUAAUGAAACCUUAUUUUGGUAUUGUUCUAGACCUUUGCUACUCAUAUGGUCCAAAGACCAUUGGUGGCACCUGGUAUCUUACUGAAAAUGCAGAAUUUCAGGGAUAGACUUUGUAAAUAAAAACUGGCAUUUAAACAAGGUCCCCAAGUGAUUGUUAUGGUACCUUAAUAUUUGUGAAGAGAGUAUCAGGGUACAAAUUACUUGCUAAUAUGUAAGAUUUUCAGUGGUCUCACAACUCUCAAUCAAACAUUAGAUACUAGGUCAUUAUAAUCUUCAUUGUUUUUGACAGCUAAUUAACUUUUUAAUAAUAUUGAUGCAUGAACUUCUUAUGUCUUCUAAUUCUAAAUUUCUAAUUCUCAUUUAUUGUUGCAACCAAGGGUAAUAGUUUCUAUUUUUCUUAAUUACAAAUGAAAUCAAAGCUGCAGAUGACUGCAAAUUAUGAGUAGGAAAGUUGUCCCUUUUGUACUUAAGCUCCUACACAAUGUACAACUUAUUUGUGUUCAUUCUUAAAAAAAAAAAUCUGUGACAGCUUAUACAGUGAUUCUGAAUUUUUGCUCCAAGUGGUUUGCACUAUUGGCUUUCUGGAAUAUGGAGUUAUGUUAACAAUAAAAUUCUUUUAUGGUACCUUUGAUACUAUUUCAAAUAAAGAUUGAACAUUGAAGUUUUUUUAUAACAGUUAUAAAAGUUGGAUAAUGUCAACUGUGGCAACAGCUGUUAUAUGCACUGCUUGCCCCACUCACCUCUCAAAUUUGAGAGGUUGGGUGGCUAUAGGUCGCUUUUCUAUAAUCUCCUGUGGAUCAAGAGAAGGAUUCUACACAAAACUGGGGUCUGGUACCCAUAGUUCAGAGGAUCUAAGCUAGGGAUUCUUGGACUUCCCCACCCUCUCACGCUUAAAACCUGAGUAUUCUAGUGAAGCUGUGCCCGGUGCUAGCCUCUUGGAAUCCAAGUGGGGAGAGGAGAAACACAGUGGACUUUUCAAGGGAGGGUCCCAUUGCCCACUUGUCUUCCUUCCUCUCCCCGAUGCCACUGAAACCACCUUGGAGUCCCUGAUGUACUGCACGAACUUUUGAAGUCUAUUUCUGUCGUAUUAAAGAGCAGAAAUUCUCCAGCACACUUGUUUGUUUUGAAAAAGCAGUAUUUCAUUGCCUUUUUCAAUUAUAAAGUGACGUAGCAAAUACUAUUCACUUUUUAAAAGUUAAAUUAAAGGGAAAUAUGUCUUUAAACCAAAAUAAAUGAAAAUGAUUCUAGUUUUAAGGGAUUUUGCCCAUUUUGGAAGAACAUAACUAAAAUGUUGAAUGGUAGAUUAUGAAGGAAAAUAUUUAAGACAUGAUUUUUAACAAAGAGUUAGAAUAAGGCAGCUUAAUGGUUUGAGUCUAUAGACACAUUCAACCUCUAUUAAAGGAAAGCACACCUAGGACGUGUAUGCUAAAAAAUGUAGCUGAAAAUAUUAGAGACAAGUCAGUGGUACUCAAACUAAGCACUGUAGAUAGUAAUGUAUAGUAGUGUCUUCCCAAUCUUUGAAUGAAAAAUUAAAACUCUAGUCCUUUAAUUAGCAUGAAUUUAUACUUUUAGAUAUGUUGUUGAGUCCUGAAUAUUCUUGGGUGAUUCGGAUUUAUGCUUAAUAUCGCUAAGCUCCUCAUCAGAGAUCAUAAGUUGUCUUCUCUACUGUGUAACUUGUGCACACCUAGAAAGGAUGACAGUGAGCAAUUUGAACAUGUUUUUGUGUUUUUUACGGUAGAAUUUUAGGAGACUUGCAGGUUAAUUGAGGUUUUUCCUUGAAAACUGAAGCUUCUAGUUCACAUAGUUUGCUUUCCCUCAUUGACCUUACUAUGUACCUCCUGCCUUUACUUCUGAUCAUGUGGUGAUGCCAAACUUUUCCUCACAAAUAUACUUGUUGUAAUUGUAUUCCUAGAGUUUACAUUCCUAAAGAAUAAACAUGGCUUUGGAUAUUUUUAUGUGUUCUCUCCAUUUGUAAGGCUGUGGAAAUAAACUGGAGUUGUGUUUUUU
Nannospalax galili (Upper Galilee mountains blind mole rat) is the source of this 5755-nucleotide messenger RNA. RefSeq names its product family with sequence similarity 126 member A (gene Hycc1). The transcript is spliced from 11 exons. The coding region runs from base 234 to 1799 and encodes 521 amino acids. Gene Ontology annotation, biological process: protein localization to plasma membrane; phosphatidylinositol phosphate biosynthetic process. Gene Ontology annotation, cellular component: plasma membrane. NCBI's taxonomy places the organism in Eukaryota, Metazoa, Chordata, Mammalia, Rodentia, Spalacidae. The record is from RefSeq and is a predicted model, not a curated record.